AUGAUUUUACUGAGAGGACAUGACAAUAUAGAAGAAAAAUCCGCCUCCUCUCACAAUAUCUAUUUUAGGCUUGUUUCUAUCUAUCUAUCUAUCUAUCUAUCUAUCUAUCUAUCUGUCCCAAGCUUUUCUUUCUUUCUUUCUUUCUUUCUUUCUUUCUUUCUUUCUUUCUUAAGAAUCUAUCUAUCUAUCUAUCUAUCUAUCUAUCUAUCUAUCUAUCUAUCUAUCUAUCAAGUUCUUUCUUUUUUCUUUUCACAUUCCUUCUUUCAUUCGAUUGUUUUUUCUUUCCCUAUUUCUUUCAUUUUUUCAAUUACUUUCUUUUUCUUUCGCACUUUCUUUUCUCUUUCUUUCUUUUUUCUUUCUUUCUUUCUUUCUUUCUUUCUUUCUUUCUUUCUUUCUUUCGCUUUUGUCUCUUUGUUUCUUUUUUGGCUCUUUCUUUCCUUCGCUUUCACUCUUUCUUUCUCUUGUUUUCGCUUUUUUUCUUUUUUUUUUUUUUUCUUUUUUUUUUUUUUUCUUUUUUCUUUCUUUCUUUCUUUCUUUCUUUCUUUCUUUCUUUCUUUCUUUCUAACAUCUGAAUGUUUUUUCUCUUACAUGCUCCUCUCUCUUUCUCUCGAUAUAUAUCUUCUUUUCUCUCUCUUUCUCUCUCUCUCUCUCUCAACCUCCAUUUAUCUAUCUUCCGAGAAAAGUAAAUAUCGCCUGUCUGAAUUUUCAGAUGGCUCUUAA
Acanthosepion pharaonis is the source of this 720-nucleotide messenger RNA. Lineage: Eukaryota; Metazoa; Mollusca; Cephalopoda; Sepiida; Sepiidae. The record is from the annotation of a GenBank genome assembly.